AUCUUAUCUGUGAAUUCAUCGCCAGCGUGGUUUGACAAAAAUACAUAAUAAAAGCGUUCAAUCAGCUCCGUCCACAUCCAGUCUCCGAGCUUAGUCUCGCGGCUGCUCUGCCCGCGAUCACACGCGGCCGCCGUACCGCCUUAUUGUCGGUGUUUAGUUGUGCCAUACAUUCACAAAUAAUUGUAGUUACCUCAAAUAUUCCAUCAUGGAUCCCGAAGCUUUCUUAGACCUGGCCAACCAGGUCAUAAAACUGAAAAUGUUCCCGUAUUUUGACAUCGCACAUUCACUUUUAUGUGCACUUUCCGUCAGAGAAGAUUUGGGUGCUGGCGCACAGGCGUUCUCGCGCAAGCACCCGCUGGCUUGCUGGCUCUCCACCAUGCUCGUGAUCUUCGCGGGCGGUAUGGUCGUCAACGGUCUCCUGGGAGAGCCCAUCCUCGCGCCGCUCAAGAACACACCACAACUUGUCAUCGGCACAGUCACAUGGUACAUUGUAUUCUACACACCAUUCGACGUCGGUUACAAAGUGGCAAAGUUCCUGCCCGUAAAGAUCGUCGCGUCUGCCAUGAAGGAGAUCUACCGUGCCAAGAAAGUGUACGAUGGAGUCAGCCACGCCGGCAAAUUGUAUCCUAACGCUUACAUCAUUAUGAUCAUUAUUGGUACCCUGAAGGGCAACGGAGCAGGCUUCACCAAGCUGGUGGAGAGGCUGAUCCGCGGAGCCUGGACCCCAACUGCUAUGGAAACCAUGCAACCUAGCUUCUACACGAAGGCCUCUCUAGUGGCGUCGGUGAUCUUCGUACUGGACAAAAAGACCGACCUUAUCUCCGCGCCGCAUGCUCUUGUUUACUUCGGCAUCGUCAUAUUCUUCGUCUACUUUAAGCUAUCCUCAAUCCUGCUGGGCAUCCACGAUCCGUUCGUGCCGUUCGAGAACCUGUUCAGUGCGCUGUUCCUGGGCGGCAUCUGGGACUCUCUGGCCAAGCUGCUCGGCAAGGGUCAGCCUAAAGAGGAGAGCAAGGACGUUAAGAAGACUAAUUGAUGCGACACGUCACAAUAUACUACGCCACGUUAUCAACUGACACCGACAAUGUAAUUAACGGUCGCAAAGAUACUUUAGUAUCAAAUAAAAAAUAUAAAAUCGUAAAAAAAUAGAAAAAAACCUUUAAAUCCUAAAAAAAUGGCACAACGACCAAAGUUUUUUUAUUUGAUUUGCUGUUUGACUAGUCAUUUAAGCUUAAUUUAAAUACCUACAUAGGUAUGUAAGUAGUAUUGUUUGGAAGUAUUCCUAUUUCCUAUGAAUUGCCAAAAAUAGAUUACAUAAAGAUUACUUAUAUUGUGCUGUGACUCAUGGAUGACCGAAAGGCACCUAAAGUAUGUUACGUUUUUAAGCAAAACGUUGUGCAUAAGGACAAUUUUUGAUUGCAUCAUUAUUGCAAUAUAGCCUUAAUGACAACCGACAAUAAGUUACUUAUUGCUUAGAAACGCAAAAUAUGUUUUUUUGACAAAUCAUAAGCACGAAUGCGCGAGGCCCACUUGGUGGCCGAACGUUCUACAAAAAACUGAAAAAAUAUGUGAAUAUGUUUGCGUGUUUGUGAAAUGAAUAAUUGACACAUUUACCACUUACAUUGCUAGCUUAGAAAAAUACAAAGUGGACUACCUACCUAUAGAAAAUACAUUCUAGCAAUGUAAGGGUCACGUGAUGUAAUGACUAUUUUAAGUUAAGUAUGCGUCCGUAUGAAAAAAAAAAAACAAAACAUGAUCGAGCAUUGUAAUUAUUAACUGUAAUUAUUAUUUUAGUUUAGAAUCGAACGAUACAGAGACCGACUUCCCUUUCAACAAAAUUGAAAAAUAGUUACAUAGAGCACACAAAAUAAACAGUAUUGAAGAUAUUAAUUUUAAAUAGAAUUUAUUAUUGAUAAUCAAAUUAGUUAUUACUUACGUAUUUGUAACAUGAAAUGCCUGAUCGAGCCGCAGGGUGCAAGCGGCGAGAGACACGCGUUUCGUUAGAAUUGGCAUAAUUUAAAUAACGUUUGUUAUGAAAAUAUGAAAGGAAGUAUUAAAUUGUUUUAUUAA
This is a messenger RNA of Cydia pomonella (codling moth), 2067 nucleotides long. Its product is annotated as trimeric intracellular cation channel type 1B.1. Gene Ontology annotation, molecular function: potassium channel activity; identical protein binding. The record is from RefSeq and is a predicted model, not a curated record. Lineage: Eukaryota; Metazoa; Arthropoda; Insecta; Lepidoptera; Tortricidae. Gene Ontology annotation, cellular component: membrane. The transcript is spliced from 7 exons. Gene Ontology annotation, biological process: potassium ion transmembrane transport. Bases 206 to 1033 code for a protein of 275 amino acids.